CGCCAACUCAUCAUAUUCAAUAGAUAUAAAGGACCAUUAAAAGCGAUAAAAGAUGGCUCGUGGAAAGUAUAAUAAUAGCAAAGAUAAGCUCUCGCGAAAAGAAAAACAGGAAUUACGCAAAGAAAAUGAGAAAAUCCAGCAACAAAUCAAAUCAAUUGUAUUACCAACACUUGGAGUAGUCGUAGCUCUUAUCUUCGUUUAUGUUUUUAUGAAAACAAGAAGUUUCACAAAUAUCGCAAGCGAAUUUGACAAUGAAGGAGGUGAAUUUAAUUAAAUAAUUAUUCGAGAGCCAUUCCAUGAUGUCACUGGUGCAAAUAAGUUUUAGAUAAAAAAAAAUAUAUAAUGUAAUGUUUGUAAUUGAAAGUAACUAGCAUAUUCUUUAAUAUUGACAAAAAGUCCAUCCAAAAUGUUAA
Messenger RNA from Chironomus riparius, 413 nucleotides. The record is from the annotation of a GenBank genome assembly. NCBI's taxonomy places the organism in Eukaryota, Metazoa, Arthropoda, Insecta, Diptera, Chironomidae.